AUGUCCGUUCCCUCGAUUGAAAUUAUAGAAGAAUUUGAUACGGAGACUCUUAUCGCUUUCUUACGAGAACAAAAAAAAUUACAAUUAAGCGAAACUCAUUUUAAUGUCCUUCGUAAUAAGGAAGUCGCUGGUUAUGAUUUUCUAAGUUUGAAACAAGUUGAGUUGGAACGAUAUGGACUGCAACCAGGACCUGCAAAGAGAAUCGCAGACUUUAUCAAUGAAUUAAAUAUCAAACAACCAGGACCUGCAAAGAGAAUCGCAGACUUUAUCAACGAAUUAAAUAUCCAAUAUAACGAUGUUCAAAAAAAUUAUGAAGAUAUCAUAAAGAAAAUAAAGUCCUAUGUGAAUUCACCUUGUUCAACUCCACCACAUGUUUCAAAUGAGAACAUAUCAUUCACUACAUCAACAGUUACUACUGUACAAGAAGUUGGAAAUAGAUUCAAAUUUGUUGAACGUGAGGAACAGAUGAGAUUAUACAGGGAAUUAGUACUGAAUGCAUUUGAAAUUUGGCAAACCUACCACACAAAAGGUGCAUAUUCAAAGCAUGACUACAAAAAGAGUCUCAUAAUUCCAGUGAUAGGAGGGGCCAGUGGUAUUGGAAAGACAAGAUUUUUAAAUGAAAUUGUGAGGUGGAUGAAUUAUCGUGUGGAUUAUGCUAACAGUCCACAUCCUAACAAUGAAACUACUGAUGAGCAGAAGGCUAGAGAAUGUCUGCAGAAAAUUUAUCAGAGAAACUUAGUACUUUACAUAGAAGUUAAUAAUUUAUUGUUCAAGAAUGACCAGAUUUGCUUAGAAAACCUUACUGAAAUGUUGAUCAUGGCAUACAUGAACCGAGUUGGGUCAAUUGAUAAUGAAACUUUAAAAGAAAUCCAAAGUGUACUUAAACAUUCAGAUCCAUUUGAGAGAGUAGCAAAUAUACUCUAUGAAUUGGAAUCAACAGACAAGGAACUACCAAUCAUAUUCCUGAUACAUAUGGAUGAAACACAAAUUCUAUAA
This is a messenger RNA of Funneliformis geosporum, 996 nucleotides long. Lineage: Eukaryota; Fungi; Glomeromycota; Glomeromycetes; Glomerales; Glomeraceae. The record is from the annotation of a GenBank genome assembly.